AUGGGUGCUUCUCCAAAACCUUCCCUUCUUCCUUUUGAUUCAAAAGAUGGGACAAUUGUUACCACCAAGUCUUCAAAAGGUUCAGCUCCCCGCCGGCGUAAAGUUGUGGAAGCGCAGGCGAGGAGACGAAAGAUGAAGCCAGGUGGUGGACGAUAUGCAUGGAGUAGAAGAUCCGGAGGGACUGUGAAUGGGAUAGAGAGAAGAGUUAGAGCACUGAUGAAACUUGUCCCAAUUCAUGAGAAGGUUUCAGGGUUGGACGAGCUUUUCAUGGAGACUGCUGAUUACAUACUGCUUUUACAAAUGCAAGUGAAGGCCAUGCAGGUUAUGGUCAAGGUGUUAACCGGCUCUAACGAGUAA
This is a messenger RNA of Nelumbo nucifera (sacred lotus), 357 nucleotides long. Lineage: Eukaryota; Viridiplantae; Streptophyta; Magnoliopsida; Proteales; Nelumbonaceae. The record is from RefSeq and is a predicted model, not a curated record.